UCACCAUAUCGUCUUCUCGCUUCAACGCCUUCGCCUUGGCUCCAAUCGAUGGUUGCUCCGAAAAGCUCACUCAUUGAUCAAAGUGAACGCUACACAAGUGGAAGUGUGUGCCCCGCGUUAGUAAAUUUGUGUGAGCUCUAUUCCAACAAAACCCAAAAGACAACCGAUAAACAACAUCUACCAUGGCCCGUACCAAGCAGACAGCCCGUAAAUCCACCGGAGGUAAGGCUCCCCGUAAACAGCUGGCCACCAAGGCCGCCCGUAAGAGCGCACCCUCCACCGGAGGUGUCAAGAAGCCCCAUCGUUACCGUCCGGGUACCGUCGCCCUGCGAGAAAUCCGUCGGUACCAGAAGUCCACCGAGCUGCUGAUCCGCAAAUUGCCCUUCCAGCGGUUGGUGCGUGAAAUCGCCCAGGAUUUCAAGACCGAUCUGCGUUUCCAGUCGGCCGCCAUCGGUGCCCUCCAGGAAGCCAGUGAAGCCUACCUGGUCGGUCUGUUUGAAGAUACCAAUUUGUGCGCCAUCCACGCCAAGCGAGUCACAAUUAUGCCCAAGGAUAUCCAGUUGGCCCGCCGUAUCCGAGGAGAACGUGCUUAAACAGCUUCCGCUAUCAUCAGUAACUGCACCCUUACUAAUACAACAAUUACGGUAACUGUAAUAUUGAUCCGCAUCUCCCAUUCAAGUUGCAAACAACAACCUAUGUUUGAUCAAUUGCUUCGCGUUUAGUUUCGUUGGACAUUUAGUUGUUUCUUUAAAGGAAUAGUUCACCAUUUUCAUGAUUGACUCCAGAAGUGUUUUCUAGAACAAAACAUUUGAUUUUAAUCAACUCCCCGGUAGCUUCCGAUUUGGCCAAAUUGUGCCGAAAAGAUUGCGACCACAAUUUAUGGAAAUGAUAACCGUUCGUUCAAAUUUGCAAAGGCGAAAAAAUUCAAAACUGACUGUAGGUUUAGUUUUUAAUCACACUAAGUGAAAGCAUAAGUUCAUUUAAACACGCAACAAAGGUAAUCAUUUAGAGAUUUAAGUAAACGUAGUCGAUAAGAAGAGAAUCGUAGGUGUGAGACGAAAACAAAAACCAUCCCGCUCCGCAGAACAUAUUCGUGUUAAAUUGAUACCUAUCUUGAAUCGGUUCUGACAAAUUUAACCCUUUCAUCCAAUUUCAAUCACACACAGUUAAAGAAACUAAAAAAAAACAAAAUUGAUGCUAGAGAUGGAUUAGAAAUGCAAUUAAUUCUUUUCUUUAUUUUGUUACGAAUCUUAAGUGUUAAUAAAACAUAAAUAAAUGUGUUUAGCCAAACUCUGAGAUAGGAAAGGUUUAGUCAAGCUUUGUUUCUUCCUGUUUGGGGUGCGUCCCGGGCCCGGUCUGCCCAUGGGAAACGGGUAGGAUUUCGGCUUCGCGGCCACCUUUGAGAAUGUAUAAUCAAAAGUAGUUUUUAGUUGUAUCCCAAAUUUACGUUCUAUCGUUUUUCUUUAUUAGAGUAACACAUACAACAGUUCUGUUUGUUUUCUUAAUAUCAAUUCUUGGAUCGUUUUCUUUAACAAGUGGCAAUAAACCAUCGACGUCUGUCUCCUGUAGCAGCCAAACGAGCAGCAGUGCAACUCCCCCAAAUUGAAGUAAAGAUAACAUAAAAAAAAAUCUAUUUAAAUAUUUCACCAAGUAGAAUCACAUCAAUCUUGAACCUUUUUAAAUGGAAUGGUAUUACUACUUCACAAAAAGUUCAAUAAAGUGUAAAAAUUAA
Messenger RNA from Uranotaenia lowii, 1732 nucleotides. Its product is annotated as histone H3.3A. Lineage: Eukaryota; Metazoa; Arthropoda; Insecta; Diptera; Culicidae. Gene Ontology annotation, molecular function: protein heterodimerization activity; DNA binding; structural constituent of chromatin. Gene Ontology annotation, cellular component: nucleosome. The transcript is spliced from 3 exons. The record is from RefSeq and is a predicted model, not a curated record. Bases 183 to 593 code for a protein of 136 amino acids.